This is a messenger RNA of Homarus americanus (American lobster), 2940 nucleotides long. RefSeq names its product nibrin-like. Gene Ontology annotation, cellular component: Mre11 complex. The coding region runs from base 60 to 2819 and encodes 919 amino acids. Gene Ontology annotation, biological process: double-strand break repair via homologous recombination; mitotic G2 DNA damage checkpoint signaling. The transcript is spliced from 14 exons. The record is from RefSeq and is a predicted model, not a curated record. Lineage: Eukaryota; Metazoa; Arthropoda; Malacostraca; Decapoda; Nephropidae. Gene Ontology annotation, molecular function: protein binding; damaged DNA binding.
CUUGUUAUGGCUGUUAAAGACCUUCAUCACGGUCCAGUGUUUGUGAAGUAAAUCCCAACAUGUGGACGUUGGAAGGAAAUGCAGCUCUCCCUAAUAAAGUUCACUACCUACAUUGUGGGUCAACACUGUUGGUGAGCCGGAAGGAAGGUCACAUUUAUCUCCAGGGGGACAUUUCCAUCAGCCGCCAACAUGCCUCCAUCUUUAUAAUGCAUCCACCCACCAACUUGAAAAACAUGCAGGCCUUGCCUAAGGUUAUGCUAAACGAUUUGGGAGCCAAGUAUGGCAGCUUUGUGAAUGACGGUAUCCAGAGAGAUGAAAAGCUACCAGAUAGGGCGACAACUGAGCUUGUAAAUGGUGACACGGUCAGAUUCGGCAUGUUUAAUAGCUCGUGGAGGUUAGUGUAUCGGCCUCUGGUAGUGACGACAUCAACUCUUCGUCCAGAAAGCAAACCAGCAUUAGCUGAAGCUCUGCUUAAGCUGGGAGGUCACUUGAUCGGUGAAUGGAAAGAUGCAUGUUCAUACCUGGUCAUGAAUGCCGUCACACUCACAGUCAAGGUUGUGUGUUGUCUAGCUGCCGGAGGUCACAUAGUAACACCUGAGUUUUUUACCGAGUGGCUGGAGGCUGUGGUGAAAAAAGCUCCUCAUCCAAAUCCUGGUGAUUUUCAGCCUCCACUACAGGAGAGGAGCAUCAGAAGUGCAAAGGUUUCUUUAGCUCCUAAUAAUGAGAGGAAGUCAUUGUUGAGAGGGCGUACAUUUCUAUUUUAUUCUACAAGACAGCUUGAAAGAAUGAGACAAGUCAUAGUUCUUUCAGGUGGCAGUGCAGAAGAGUUAAAUGAAGUAAAUUACAAAAUGGUGACCUCUAGUAGUUAUGUCUUGGUGGAGCCACCUAUGAAAACCCCAGGAAGCUCUCAGAACAUUACUACCUACACCACUGCACGUAAAUUGGUAGAAGAUAAUGGGUUGCGUGUUGUACCUGAGUCAGACAUUGGUUUAGCAAUUCUGUAUGUAACUGCAACAGGUCAUUGCAAUCCAGCCUUCAAGGUAUCUAGCAUCCUACAAAGCACAACCUCAUCCACGUCACAAUUUACUGAGGGUUUGAAGAUAUAUGCUACAGAGACACAAGCAAAUGAGAAUUCCAUAUCCUUAACGGGGACACGAGUUGUGGCUGAGAGUGGCAAAUCACCUGCUUCCAGACAAAUAAAAUCUACACUGCCCACCUCCACCCUUCCCCCUGUCCUCAGCGGCUCCUCAACAUCGACUAAUGCAUCCAUGUUAACUAUGCUUGACCAGCCACUCACGGCUAAAACUGUCAAUGACGACAAAGAAAACCUUCAUAAUACUUCUAGGAAAAGGGCACGACCAGUGAGUGAACAGACGGGAGGACCUCUCACCAAACGCACCAGCAAACUCAGCCUCACCCAGAAGCAUCAAGACCCCCCAAGCCCCACACAGCCAAUCGAAUCUCAGAUUAACGGUGAUGAAAUCCAACCAGAUUCGGUAUUGCCAACUUCAGAGUUUAGACCACAUCACUUCAGUACCGAAAAAGAUGAAACUCUUGCCCCUGUAACUUCGACCCCUGAUGCAAGACGUGGUCAGCUAAACGGCUCAGACACCAGGGCAGCUAUUACUAGCAAACCAACUACCACCAUCAAUAAUCUGGACCCCUCUGUUGAUUAUACUAUUAGACAAUCUGUCCCAUUUGUCCCUUUCACUCUGCCCAGCUUGAAGGUUGAGACAUUAGAUCCAGAUGAAGUAUUAACUCAGUCCUUCUCUGAUGACAAACAAGAACCUCCCAGUGGCAAGGUUGAUGAUUGUGUCAUGGAUGUGACAGAUUGUCGUGCAGGGAAGAGAAAUGCAGUGAAUGAUGGUGACACUUCCCUUUGGAAGGGAGGAAAAAAGAAAAGAAUAGAAAAUGUGAAUGAUGGCCCCAUAAAGACUGAGAGAAUUAGUGGAAAUGUUAGUAUAGUUGGCCACUUAAAUCAGAGGAAUCAAGAUUCUGUGUGCAAUGUUAAAUGGGAACUAGCAGAUAAAGACCCAUUUGCUUUGCCAACAUCUAAUACAAGAAGAAGAUCAGGUGGUCAGAGUGCUGUAGUAGGAGAUAAAACAAGCAGAAUGACUGUGAAAAAACCAUCUUCAGAUGCUGAUUUAUUUGCCCUUCCAACAUCCUCUCGGUCUCAACGCAGGAGAAGGAUGCUCGAACAGAAAGUCGAACUUGCAGGAGUGCCUCGGGAAAGUGGCAGGAUAGAGCCAGAGCAAACACCUGUAGCCCAAAGUAAUAAUGCACGUGAAACAGAUGAGAAUCAGUGUCAAAAUAGCAGGAUUGUUACAAGUCAAGGAAACUUUAUAUCAAAGAAAGGGUGUUCCAUAAAGAGAAGUCCAAGUGAAUUAGAGGCAGCUGCCCAAACUGGUGUGCCCCCUCAAGAGAAGGCCACACAUGGAGAUGUUGCAGAACUCGAUAUCAAGAUGGAGAAAUCUUUGGUGAUUGUAGAGGUUGCCUCCCUUGUGAAACGACCUUCUGUAAAUAACACAACUAAUGCUCAAACUCUUCAAAAUCAAAGUCUUGGUGGCCUUGUAAACUACAAAAGGUUCAGAAAGAACACUGGUGACAUCACAUCGUUGCCAAAAAUCUUAGGUGGCAGAGAUCUUGUGGCACAUGACCUGGUGAGAAAUCGUCUGCGUGACGCCUGGUUUAUGGAGAAUGAAGAUGUAACACGCAUGCUUGAUGAAAGGGAUGCGUUUAACAGAAGACAGUCUGGCGAUGAGAAUUUAUUUGACCUACCAAUGAAUCCCAGGAACCAGAGGAGGAGGAUGAUAAAAUAAAUGUUGUAUAGAAAAUUCACUUGUGUACAUAUUGUUGUGUCUAAAGUUUAGUACAGUAUUUCUCUUAAUUUGUUUAAUGUAAAAUAAAUUUUUUUUUACAAAUAACUGAAACAGAAAAAUA